Archocentrus centrarchus (flier cichlid) is the source of this 2553-nucleotide messenger RNA. It is a transcript of the gene mmd, whose product is annotated as monocyte to macrophage differentiation-associated. Lineage: Eukaryota; Metazoa; Chordata; Actinopteri; Cichliformes; Cichlidae. Gene Ontology annotation, molecular function: pore-forming activity. The transcript is spliced from 7 exons. The record is from RefSeq and is a predicted model, not a curated record. Gene Ontology annotation, cellular component: membrane. The coding region runs from base 401 to 1120 and encodes 239 amino acids.
AGCGGCUCAGCGGGGAGCAGCGUGUUAUUGACCGGCGGGGCUGCUUAUUUGCGGGGGUCUUUUUCGUUUGUCCUGGCUGCCGGGGGGCGGGGUGCUCAUGGAUCUUUCUAGCUUAAAGAAGAGGCAGUGAGUCAGUAUUAGCUGCAGAAUGGUAUUAAGAAAAAGACUAAAAUGGUGCCCUUUGUAGCGGCAGUAUUAAUGUUACCGGUGCCUUGUAGCCGAAGUGAAAGUUAGCGCAUGAUAGCAAAACGUUAGCCAACUAGCUAAUGCUAGGCCUUCCGUUUCCUUUGACUUGUCAGGACAGUUUAUUGUUUUAUCCCUCCCUCGUUAAAGCUGGACUUUUGCUCUUUACUUUGUUGGCCCUGGUCCAUUUUUUCGUUGCUUCCCGCAGUUAAAAAAAAUGAAGAGCUUGAACAGCUUUCAGAGGUUCAUGAACAGACGGGCCUCUGCCAACUGCCGCUACCAGCCCACCUGCUAUGAGCAUGCUGCAAACUUCUACACUCAUGCACUCCUCAUUGUGCCAGCCUUUGUGGGGAUGACGUUGCUGCACUGUCUGUCGGACAACCGCUGGGAGAGGAUCACGGCCUGGGUUUACGGCAUGGGCCUGUGUGCCCUCUUCCUGGUCUCCACUGUGUUUCAUAUCAUCACCUGGAAGAAGAGUCACAUGAGGUCAGUGGAACAUUGUUUUCACAUGUGUGACAGAGUGGUUAUCUACUUCUUCAUUGCUGCCUCCUACUCACCUUGGUUGAACCUGCGUGAACUCGGCCCCCUUGCAGCGCACAUGCGCUGGUUUGUGUGGCUCAUGGCUGCUGCUGGAACCGUUUAUGUCUUCAACUAUCACGAAAAGUAUAAACUUGUUGAGCUGGCCUUCUAUUUGACAAUGGGAUUUUUCCCUGCAUCUGUCGUGACAACAAUGAGUAACACCGACGGUCUUCACGAGGUGGCCUGCGGAGGACUCAUCUACUGCCUCGGUGUGUUCUUCUUCAAGAGCGACGGCAUCAUCCCCUUCGCGCACGCCAUCUGGCACGUGUUCGUGGCGCUGGCGGCGGCAGUGCACUACCACGCCAUCUGGAAAUACCUCUACAACGCUCCCAGCUCCGACACCCUCCUCAACCUGUGACCACGACCCCGGACUGGACGCUUCCUGUCCCGCCACCUCGUGCUCUUGAGCCGAGCGCGGCGACUCCCUCAACUGCCCACCAAAGCUGCAACGACAGCCGUAAGGUUUACGAAAAUAAUGACCAUGAAUUGUUUACCGUUUUCUAACGCGGACAACAGAUUUUUCAGCCAAUGAACAAAAGUUACUUUCAUAGCUAUUUUGUAAAAAAAAAAAAAAAACUUUGACAGUGAGGAAGGGAACUUUUGAACUUUUACACUUGCUAUUGACCUUGGCACAUUAAUAAGUAUUUGAAUGAGUAUUUGAGAAAUUUGAUAGCCGUCUUUUGUAUCACUUGAAGUAAGUCACAUUCAACAUUUGGGGUUAUUUGAGUGUCAAAACUCAGAGAUUGAUCCUUUCGGGUGUUUUGAAGAUGAGGAAUAUCGAAUGAGGUGCUAAAAAUCAGCUCUGAUCAGUAUCUCUUAUGAUGUUAUAUCAGAUGCUAGCGUUGAUGUAGGAGCUGAAUUUAAGGAAAACCAUGUUUUUAUUAAUCCAACCACACAUUCGAUGCCAAAAAAAAAAAAAAAAAGACAUUGUAAACCCUCCGCAGUAGUUGAUACACAUUUAAAGUGUGUAAAGUAAGUCAGUGCUACAUUGUGUUCUGCUGAUACAGUUUUUAUUCUUUCUGUAAAGUUACAGUGAUGUUUUUUAACCCAUCUGACUUACAUUUGCACUUUUUUUUUGUUUUGUUGAAUGCACGUCGCUUUGUUUCUGCAACCAGAAGCAGUUUUCAGAGAACCAGUUUCUCCUGCGAGUACUUGGCGCCGCCUACUGGUGGGCAGGCAUAAAGCAAGCGAUUCAUACCAUUUCAGUGCGACUCAGGCGAGGUGGGGGUUUUUUGUUAAUGAGCCAAACAAGAGAGAGAUCAGUUGAGGCGGUAUAACGAGACAGAAUUUUUCCACUUUCUCUGUAAUGUGAACAGUGUGUGUAUGCAUGACCUUUGUACUGUGGUCCAGUAUUACAUUUUUAUUUCCACUGACCUCUCAGGUUUUGAUUUGCACCUUGAGAACGAGCGGCGUUCCCUGUCUGCAUUCUUUGGAAGGGAUCAGUGGAAAAAUCCUCAUGUUCCCGUCUUUGUCUCAUGCUGCUGGUUUUGUAAAUUAGCUUCGUGGUUCCUGAUUUGUACAGUGAUAGUCCUGUUGCUUUCCUCUUAGUGAUGUCUGGAACUGAAUGAUCACUUUUCUCCAAUUUUUCCUUAACCACUGUUUUGUAAUGUUUGUAUAUUCUCUUCUUUGUUGUGAUGAUGACAUGCUCCUGGCCUUUGCAAGGGAGAAAAAAAAAAAAAAAGCUUCUCAUAUCUCCUGUUGGCUGUUAAUGGUGCUGCAUAACCAUGAAUGCUUCUCCACUGUACGAAAUAUCACCUUUCUGAUGUGAGAAUAAAAAAUGAGAAUACCCUA